Molecule: messenger RNA, 267 nt
Organism: Fusarium poae
Lineage: Eukaryota; Fungi; Ascomycota; Sordariomycetes; Hypocreales; Nectriaceae
Exons: 2
Coding region: 1-267 (88 amino acids)
Source: RefSeq, a predicted model, not a curated record
AUGCCUGUGAACGUCACUUCAAUCCUCAAGCCUAGCUUUGGGUUCCGAGCAGAGAAAAGAUCACGUCGAAUGCUUAUAGGAGGAAUAUCUGCUGUGUUCUCUACUCCCCAGAAUUGCUUGAACCUUUGUUUACCACAGGUUGAGAAUUCCAGAGACAAAGCUGUCGGUGUCGUCAGAGGAUCCGGCGUCAUUAUCUUCAACAUCAUUGGUAUUGGCAUCUCCAAUGACGCUCACGUCACGCCGACAAAGACUUCAUCUAUGGCGUGA